Adineta ricciae is the source of this 4311-nucleotide messenger RNA. The record is from the annotation of a GenBank genome assembly. NCBI's taxonomy places the organism in Eukaryota, Metazoa, Rotifera, Eurotatoria, Adinetida, Adinetidae.
AUGGCAUCGAUCUCCGUAAUAACUCGGCGGGCAAAGACNGUGGUGAAAUUUCGAAAUGAAUAUUAUAUGUUUGUGACACGUUCGAUGGGCUAUUGGCAUUCCACGGAUUUACUUACUUGGACAUUCAUCACACCUGAAAAAUGGUAUUUUCAAGGAUCGAACGCACCAGCUGCUCAUAAUUAUAAAGAUUUAGUUUUAUAUGUUGCCGGCGAUCCCUCCGGUUCGAUGAGUAUUCUCUACACCGACAAUCCGAAGAAAGGUGACUGGAAAGCAGUACCUCUCAUAUUGAGUGAUUUACAAGAUCCAGCACUCUUUAUCGACGAUGAUGAUAAGGCAUACAUGUUCUGGGGAUCAUCAAAUGUUUAUCCCCUUCGAGCACGAACAUUGGACAAGAAUGAUCUCUUUCGUCCGUCGAAACAAAUCUAUGAGCUGUUCAACCUAGACGGAAGCAAACAUGGAUGGGAACGUUUCGGUGAAAACCAUGGUGAUACCGUUAUUGAAGGAUACAUGGAAGGUGCUUGGUUAACUAAACACAACAAUACAUAUUAUAUGCAAUAUGCUGCUCCUGGUACAGAAUUCAAUGUCUACGGUGACGGUGUUUACAUGAGUAAAUCACCACUUGGACCAUAUCGUUAUGCACCAAACAACCCGGUGUCGUAUAAACCGGGUGGGUUUAUGAACGGCGCUGGACAUGGUAGUACAGUCGUAGGACCCGAGAAUAAACAUUGGCAUUUUGCGACGAUGGCUUUGUCUGUCAAUAUGAAUUGGGAACGGCGUAUAUGUAUGUUUCUAACAGGUUUCGACAAAGAGGGAUUGAUGUACACCGACACAACAUUUGGAGAUUACCCUCAUUAUGCACCAGCAGUUGCAGGAAAGAUGGGUACAUUUACUGGUUGGAUGUUGUUGUCUUAUAAGAAACCAGUUCAAGUGUCGUCCACCUACGAGAGAUAUCGAGGAGAACAUUUAGUUGAUGAAAAUGUGAAAACAUUUUGGGUAGCAGAAAAGAACGAUGGUCAACAAUGGAUUGAAAUUGAUUUGGUUAAUACGUCAACUGUCAAUGCGAUUCAGAUCAAUUAUCAUGAUUUUCAAUCGAAUAUAUUUGGCAAGAAGCCAGGAUUGUAUCAUCGUUAUUUUAUCGAAGCUUCGCUUGAUCGGAAAACUUGGUGGGUGUUAGUCGAUAGAAAAACAAGUUACAAAGAUGUACCUAAUGAUUAUAUUGAAAUAGGUACUCCUCGAAUGGUUCGAUAUGUUCGUUACAGAAACAUUCAUGUACCAACGCCAAGACUUGCAAUGUCGGACUUGCGAGUCUUCGGUCGUGGUAGAGGUCGAUCACCCAGAAAAGUAACAAAUUUAUUGGUGAGACGAUAUCAAGAUCGACGUGAUGCAAUAAUCACAUGGGAACAACAAACGAAUUGUCAAGGCUAUAACGUUCUUUGGGGUAUUGCUCCGAACAAAUUGUAUAGUUCAUGGUUGGUGCAACACAAUGGACCGUUCUACGCCAUUACUGCAUUCCAGUAUGGCAAAAUACAAUUGAAAUUAACCAAAACAUAUUUAGAUGUGAAAUUCCUUAAGAAAUGCAAACAACAUAAACUACUUCCAAAUUUUGUUCGAUUUCGAAUAGCACAAGUUUAUUCUCGCCAUCGACCCGUCGUCGAAAAUUGUUAUCAUCAAAUUUUAUCAAACGAAAUAAAAUUAAAAAAGAAAGAACUCUCGUAUUUCCAUCGACACUCAAGCAGAUUAAAAAGUGAUCUAAUGACCACACUUGAUCCUUUGCUUUAUUCACGUACAAUAACCAUUAUUCAAACUUUAGUAAAGUACAAAAAACGACAAUGGAUCCACACACACAACAAUAAAUUUAACCUUUUAUGUACCAAUGAUUUAAAAAAGAAACAACCACAAUCGAUAACUUCAAAUAAAUAUCCAAUAUCACCUGUUCAUAACUUAUCCGAACGACAAUUAACACAAGAUGAAUUAGAAGCACUCAGUGAAGGUUUGAAUUUUGUACCAGUUCCUAGACAACUCGAUGAAGAAACAUUCAUAAGCAAUAUUGAAAAUUGCUUUGUGCAAUUACUUGGACGAACGACAGACACAUAUGAUUAUGAAAACAAACUAGAAGAUGAACCUACUCAAUACAACUUAACAACUGAACAAUUAACUGCAGCUCAAAAAAUUCGUUCAGCAUGUGACAAAUUCACUGAUUCUACCUAUAGAGCUUUGAAAAGUCACCCCAGCAGCAAAAAACUCGAACGAACAUUAAAAAAUCUUGCAAAAGACAAGAAUAUCUACAUUACAAAAGCUGACAAAGGCAACGCUGUGGUAGUUAUGAAUAAAAACGAUUAUAUCGCAAAGAUGAACAUCAUUAUCAACGAUAAGAAGACAUUCCAAUUAUUAGAAACAGAUCCAACGCUGAAACAAGAAGAUAGACUCCUUCGAAAGUUAAAAACUCUCAAAGAAUCUGGCUUCAUAAACGAAAACCAAUACAAUCAAUGUCGGCCUGUGGGUUCGCAACCUGGUCGUAUUUAUGGACUACCUAAAGUCCAUAAAAACGGAACACCAUUACGGCCAAUACUAUCAGCAAAUGGCACUUUUAAUUAUAAACUAGCGAAAUGGCUAGUUACACAAUUAUCACAUCUCAGAGAACAUGAAACAAUAAUACAAGAUAGAUUUUCAUUUGUUAAAAAUUUACAUCAAUUAGAUAUUGAUAUGAACCAACACAAGUUAUUAUCCUACGAUGCAAUUAGUCUUUUUACGAACGUUCCUUUACAAAAAACAAUCGAAUUUAUCUUACAAGCAAAAUAUGGUGAUCACUGUGAAUGCAAAAUUGCUGAAACAACACAAAAAAGAAAGAAGAAGAAGAAACAAAAAUGCAAAAAUUGCAUAGAUAAAACUAAUCUCAAAUGGUUAUUAGAAGUUGCAACAGCUCAGACCCAUUUUCAUUUCAAUGGGAAUAUUUAUCUACAACACAAUGGUGUCAGCAUGGGAUCUCCGCUUGGACCACUCAUGGCCGAUAUUUUUCUCGUAAAUCUAGAGAAAAAAUUAAUGGAUGAACUCAAGGCCAACGGUGUUGAAUAUUAUCGUCGAUUUGUUGAUGAUACUUUUAUCAUUGCAAGAAAAGACGCCAAUGAAGAGAGAAUACAGACUAUUCUCAAUUCUUUUGACGAAGCUGUCAAAUUCACAUUUGAGUCCGCAAAUGAAAUGGAUCACUCCAUUUCGUUUCUAGAUGUUAAAAUUACACCAAGAUCAAUGAAAGCAUCAUCAUGGUUCGAUACAAACGUAUACCGCAAAGACACUUUCACAGGCUCCAUAUUAAAAUAUUCUUCUUUUGUACCGAUUGAAUACAAAAAAAAUGCAAUCUCAUCUAUGGCGUAUCGUGCUAUACAGAUAUGCUCAAACUAUCAUCUGAUUGAUCAAGAAUUAUCAACAAUAAUGGAAAUAAGUGUUGCAAAUGGUUAUCCAACCUCAUUUGUAAACAACAUCAUUGGAAAAACACUUAAUCGUUUCUUUGAAAAUCAAAAGAAACACUCAAACGUAACAGAUGAAAUUAACAAAUCAACCAACAAAUCCAUCAAUAAAGGAAACCAAAAACGUUCACCAAUACUCAUUGAUAUUCCUUACACAGGUCAACCAACACUCACACUAGGAAAAAAAUUGAUUAAUAUUGUUAAACAAGCAAGACCAGAUAUUGUGCUUCAACCUAUUCCAAGACCUGCUCCGAAAAUUCAAACAAUAUUUCCUCGUAAGGAUUCACUCGACAAAAAUCUACAAGCCAAUAUAGUUUAUAAAAUUGCUUGUAAAAAUUGUUCUGACGAAUACAUCGGAAAAACAUAUCGACAAGCCACUCGUAGACAUAUUGAACAUGGCGCAUCACCAACCGAAAUUCGAUCGCGUCAACAAAUACCGGACUUUCCAUUAUCACAACCAAAACUACUUCAUAACGAAGAAACAAGUCUACGACGGUCCGAACGAAAUACUAAAAAAAUUAUCAAUUAUAAAGAUAAAAACACAUCAUCCUCUGAUGAAACAAAUAUUGAUGAUAGACAGAUAACUACCGCUGUCAACACUGAAAAAAAUUCUGCUCUCCACAAACAUCAAACAGACACGGGUCACCAACUUGAUUGGGAAAUUUGGAAGAUUAUCAGCAAAGAUUCACACAAAUAUCGCCUACUCGUUCGUGAAUCACUUGCCAUCUUGAAGCAUAAACCAACACUUAAUCGCACGGUACAGAGCGUACCGUUAAUCAUCUACCCAUCUGGAAGAAUACAGAAGAAAGUCAAAAUGAAGUACCAACAUGACAGACGCAUACCCGGGUGA